AUGUUAACACAUCUAAGUGGUUCUAUACCUGAAGAGGUUUGCAACCUUUCCAAGCUCACUGAGCUUGACUUGUCACAGAAUAAUUUCUUUGGAAGUAUUACUUCUAAAAUCGGAAGGUUGAGUUCACUUUCUAUACUUGCCCUUAAUGCAAACAAUCUCACCGGUCCAAUACCUAUUUCCAUUGGAAGCUUGCACAAUUUGUCCCGACUUAUCCUCGUUGACAAUAGGCUCAAUGGUUCCAUACCUAAAGAAGUUGGAAUGAUGAAGUCACUUAAUAUGCUUGAUCUUUCAACCAACCAACUAACUGGUCCUAUCCCAACAUCUAUAGGAAACUUAGUAACAUGGAAACUUGACCAGCUAUCUGCUCUCUACCUUGGUGAAAAUAUGUUCUCUGGUUCAAUCCCUGCUUCAGUUGGAAACAUGACGAAGCUUGUGGAGUUAAGUCUUCUAUAUAAUCAUUUAUCAGGGCCAAUUCCUUCGUUCAGCAAUCUUACUCAUUUGGAAUCAUUCCAAAUAUCGGACAUCCAUUUCAGUGGUCCAUUACCCGAGAAUGUAUGCUACGGUGGACAACUCUAA
Molecule: messenger RNA, 576 nt
Organism: Durio zibethinus
Lineage: Eukaryota; Viridiplantae; Streptophyta; Magnoliopsida; Malvales; Malvaceae
Source: RefSeq, a predicted model, not a curated record